AAAUCUGCGCACGACCUUCCCCGUCCAAUUGCCGCCUCGCCAACGCUAUCGGCUAUCCCCCUAAUACGUACGCUGUCGUGCCUUCCCACCAUCGUCACGUUCUUUCCCUUUCCCUCUACCAUAUCGACACCAGCUCCAGCACCAUCAUCCGCCUUCAUCCCCAAAAUGCCAAUCGAUCCAAUUCCCUCUCGUCGCGUUUCCAUCCCCACUUUCCCCUCUUCCUCGACUUCGAUUUGAGGGAGGAGUAGGGGUUCCUUCUUCAGUUCUUGAGCUAUUUCUGUAUUUUAGAGGAGGAAAAUGGCUUCUUUGAUGAACCUUCAUAUCUGCUGUAACGCUGCGGUCUCCAGGGCCCAACACUCCUCCGCCUCCUCCGCCGCCGGCCGUCCUGUGCUACUGGCAGUGCCCUUCGGGAGGCCGACUGCUACCUCGGCCGCGCCCCACCGCCGCCGCGUCCCGCCGCUGCCCCAUGUUAUGGAGGUCGAAACCUCCCCCGCCCCUGCCCUUGAGCCGGCCGUGUCGACGGACUUCGAUUUCAGGGGUUACAUGCUGGAGAAAGCCGCGGUCGUCAAUUGCGCUCUCGACGCGGCCGUCCCGCUCGCGCACCCGGAUCGGAUCCACGAGGCGAUGCGCUACUCCCUCCUCGCCGGCGGCAAGCGCGUGCGCCCCGUGCUGUGCCUCGCGGCCUGCGAGGUCGCCGGCGGUGCGGACGCCUGGGCGAUGCCGGCGGCUGUGUCCUUGGAGAUGAUCCACACCAUGUCCCUCAUCCACGAUGACCUCCCCUGCAUGGAUGACGAUGACCUCCGCCGCGGCCGCCCUUCUUGCCACCGUGCCUUUGACGAGGCCACGGCCGUCCUCGCUGGCGACGCCCUCCUUGCCCUCGCCUUCGGCCACCUGGCCAAUCCCGCGUCGUAUCCUACCGAUCGAUCUGUGCCUCCGGACCGGAUCGUGCGUGCCGUUGGCGAGCUCUCCCGCUGCGUCGGCUCCGAGGGCCUCGUCGCGGGCCAAGUGGCCGACCUCGAGGCCACGGGCGUCGGAGCCCCCGUCACUCUUGACCAUCUCGAGUUCAUCCACCUCCACAAGACCGCUGCUCUUUUGGAGGCUUCGGUCGUCCUCGGCGCCAUUGUGGGCGGCGCCUCCGACGACCAGAUUGAGAGGCUGAGGAAGUACGCCAGGUCCAUUGGCCUACUGUUCCAGGUAGUCGACGACAUCCUCGACGUGACCAAGUCAUCGGAGGAGCUGGGAAAGACGGCAGGGAAGGAUCUGGCCAGCGAUAAAACUACAUACCCAAAGCUUCUGGGACUGGACGAGUCCAAGGAAUUCGCCGACAAACUGUUGAAAGCCGCCACGGAGCAGCUCGCCGGGUUCGAUCCAAUAAAGGCAGCACCUUUGCUACAUUUAGCAAAUUACAUCGCCUACCGCCAGAAGUAGAUGAUAGAUCGAAUAGCCAGAAGAAACUACGUACGGCCAAUUGAUCUUCUUCCUCCAUUGCUUCGCCGCUGGUUAUCGAUUCAAGUUGGUCAUCCAUAGUGUAUAUUUACUCUAUACACAAUAUUUAUCCUUUCUUUUACUAAGAACAUAUUGCCAAGUAAACUCGAUUUCUUGUUAUUUCCUGUGAA
Zingiber officinale is the source of this 1616-nucleotide messenger RNA. Its product is annotated as geranylgeranyl pyrophosphate synthase, chloroplastic-like. NCBI's taxonomy places the organism in Eukaryota, Viridiplantae, Streptophyta, Magnoliopsida, Zingiberales, Zingiberaceae. Gene Ontology annotation, biological process: isoprenoid biosynthetic process. Bases 298 to 1428 code for a protein of 376 amino acids. The transcript has a single exon. Gene Ontology annotation, molecular function: geranylgeranyl diphosphate synthase activity. The record is from RefSeq and is a predicted model, not a curated record.